AUGUCUGAGUCCGUCGAGUCAUCUAAGUCUUUCGAACGCGCGAAGACAUUUCCGUUGCUGCAGCAAACGCACGAAUUUCUUACUCAGCUUCCAGCUUGCCGGGUUCUUGAAGCAAACGCGAAACCCAUCCUCAGCUCAAUAGCGAGUUCCAAACCUGCAAAAUGGAUGUUGCCUGCCGCAAAAAUGGCAGACAACAUAGCAGACAAGGGACUGGAGCUUGCCGAGAGCUGGGCACCAAGCUUGAAAACAAAAACCUAUCAAGACCUGCGUCACGACGCUCUGGUGCCCUUCAAUUACUCCAAAGAAACAGUCGGCAAAGCCGCAAAUGCCACGCUGGGUGCUGCUGACACCUAUGUCUACGAGCCGGCACACGCUCACAUGUCCGCAUUCAGGCAGUUUUACAACGAGAAAGUCUACGACACAAAUGGCAGGCCUCUAGUCAGAGGCUCCAUAGACCCAUUGGUGGGGCCUUGUAACCAGAGACUCGAGGCUGUGACAAAGGCGUACUUUCCCGAUGGCGAGGAGGUGCCUUCCAAUGGCUACAGUACCGAAGUCUCACGCACUCUAGCACUGAGUGUCAACUUUGUCCAGCGCAUGGCGCCUUGGGCCAACAGAAAGGUCACUGACUUAGCAUUGGCUCCCUACAACUACGCCUCGCACGUGAACGCUGUUUUCAACGGCAACCUCGACAAGCAGGAAAGCCUAUCGUUGGCUAAUUCGUGGACUGCAACACGCGAAGCCCUAUGCACCUUAAAUGAGGAAGCUUUGCAGUACGUUAAACCAAAAGGAAAAAACUCAAACAUUGUUGCCCAGUAA
Lachancea thermotolerans CBS 6340 is the source of this 816-nucleotide messenger RNA. RefSeq names its product Sps4p (gene SPS4). The transcript has a single exon. Bases 1 to 816 code for a protein of 271 amino acids. Lineage: Eukaryota; Fungi; Ascomycota; Saccharomycetes; Saccharomycetales; Saccharomycetaceae. The record is from RefSeq and is a predicted model, not a curated record.